Falco peregrinus (peregrine falcon) is the source of this 3355-nucleotide messenger RNA. RefSeq names its product purinergic receptor P2Y1 (gene P2RY1). Gene Ontology annotation, cellular component: plasma membrane. The transcript is spliced from 2 exons. Gene Ontology annotation, biological process: relaxation of muscle; phospholipase C-activating G protein-coupled receptor signaling pathway; platelet activation. The coding region runs from base 334 to 1425 and encodes 363 amino acids. The record is from RefSeq and is a predicted model, not a curated record. NCBI's taxonomy places the organism in Eukaryota, Metazoa, Chordata, Aves, Falconiformes, Falconidae. Gene Ontology annotation, molecular function: G protein-coupled ATP receptor activity; ATP binding; G protein-coupled ADP receptor activity.
CCCGCAGUCCGCCCGGGGCCGGCGCACUGCCUCCCGCGGCACAGGGGCUGCGGCCGCUCUCCCCGCGGCGGCGGCGCCGCCAUGGAGGGGCGCCCCGCACCCUAGAGCCGCUGCCCCCGGCCGCCCUGCCCUGCCCUGCCCUGCCCGGCGAUGGGAGCCGGCCCGGCCGCGGCAGCUGCGGGCGGGACGCCGCUCCCCGCCGGGCGGACGCUGGCGGCGGCGAGGGGAGCCGAGCGCGGGCUGAGGAGGGCGCCGCGGGAGGCAGAUGCGCUCCCGUUCCUGUAGGGUCUUCGUUGCUUCACCUCGGACCUAUGUGACUGCUGUGGAAGGAUCAUGACUGAAGUCCUCUUCUCUGCUGCUUUGAAUGGAACUGAGCCCAACCUGUUAUCCAGCAGCAGCUGGUCUGCAGGAAACACCACCACCAAGUGUUCCCUGACCAAAACUGGCUUCCAGUUCUAUUACCUGCCCACCGUCUACAUUCUGGUCUUCAUCACUGGGUUUUUGGGCAACAGUGUGGCCAUCUGGAUGUUUGUCUUCCACAUGAGGCCUUGGAGCGGCAUCUCGGUUUACAUGUUCAACUUGGCGCUGGCUGAUUUCUUGUAUGUCUUGACUCUGCCCGCCCUCAUCUUUUACUACUUCAAUAAAACAGACUGGAUCUUCGGAGAUAUCAUGUGCAAGCUGCAGAGGUUCAUCUUCCACGUGAACCUGUACGGCAGUAUUUUGUUUCUAACAUGCAUAAGCGUGCACAGGUACACGGGAGUGGUGCACCCCUUGAAGUCGCUGGGGAGGCUGAAGAAGAAGAACGCAGUGUACAUCAGCACCCUGGUCUGGGUCAUUGUGGUGGCUGUGAUUUCUCCAAUACUCUUCUACUCGGGAACAGGGAUAAGAAAAAAUAAAACCACGACGUGCUAUGACACAACAGCUGAUGAUUACCUGAGAAGUUACUUCGUUUACAGCAUGUGCACCACGGUGUUUAUGUUCUGCAUCCCUUUCAUACUGAUUCUUGGUUGCUAUGGGCUCAUUGUGAAAGCUUUGAUUUACAAAGAUUUGGACAAUUCUCCUCUCAGGAGAAAGUCGAUUUACCUGGUUAUUAUUGUGUUGACAGUCUUUGCUGUGUCUUAUCUUCCCUUCCAUGUGAUGAAGACCUUAAAUCUAAGAGCCAGAGUGGAUUUUCAGACUCCACAAAUGUGUGCCUUCAAUGAUAAGGUUUAUGCCACUUACCAAGUGACGAGGGGUCUGGCCAGCCUUAACAGCUGCGUCGACCCUAUUCUUUACUUUCUGGCAGGUGACACCUUUCGAAGGCGGCUUUCCAGGGCUACCAGGAAAUCGUCCAGAAGAAGUGAACACAACGUGCAGUCCAAAAGCGAGGAAAUGACUCUCAAUAUUUUAUCAGAGUAUAAACAGAAUGGAGAUACCAGUUUGUGAACAAAAGCAGAAGAUUUGGGAACGGUUUGAAAAUAUCCACUUUGAGACAGUAGGACACUGUAGUGCUACAAGUGUGUGAGGAAAAUCUACCAGCCUCUCAAAUUCGGUUUAGGUAAAGCCUCAUUUUCUGAUCUUAGAAAAAGCUUAACAAAGUCAGUGGAAGAAUUUUAAUGGAGAAUAACAUGUCAAAAUUCAGCUUUCCUUCUCCUUACAACAUUCUCAUUUCUUUCUGACUUGUGUCAGAUAAAGUAAAAUGAAGUAAAUCCCCUGAAGGAGGAAAGCAAUCCAAGUGCUUCUGUUUUAAUGACUUAGUCUCCCACGUUCAGAAAUGUUCUCCAUCAGCCUCUCUUCAAAAACAGGAAAUAAAAAUAAGAAAGAGCAGUGUCUUCUCUUCUGAGGCUCAGUCCACAUACCUAGCCUUUUGCUCACUUGCCAUUGUAAACAUGUAUUUAAAUCAAAGUCACGAUGCAGUUGUCUCACCUUUACAGUUUUAUUAUUUCUUCAUCUACUUCUAGUGUUGAUGAUUAUUUGAUAGUUCGGUAGCAUUUAUGAUUCAGUCUUCUUUGAGUGCUGGUAUUUCACAAAAGGGAGGCUUACUGAUGUGUGCAUGAUUGUGCUUUCAGAUUACGAUGGUGGUUCAUGAAAAAUCUGGACCCCCCCUUAAAGGCAGAUUGGCUUCCAGGUGAACUGACACCUCAGCCACUGGCAGACAGAUAAGCAGGUCUCUCUAGGAGCCGGUGCAAGCAGGUGCCUCUUUUGCACAUGCACACGUAGUGGUGCAUUUUGUGAAUGGAUGUCAGCGUGCAAAUGCGUGUGGAGGUGAUUUGGUUCUGAGCAACUGACGGUCUGAUCCUGCUGAGGAAAACCGGCAUGUUGCCAGCCAGAGGAACUGUGGGACGGGGCUGAGCACGGACUGGGCUCACUUGGGGAGCGCCUGCAUGAGCCCUGCAGAGCCAGGGGUGAGCCGCCCUUCCCAAAGGCUGACCAACAUCUUGCCGCAGUGCAAACACCCGACUGCUGGUGUUGGGAGCCUUGCUGGAGUUCUUUACGGGUAAAACAUGAGAAAUGUAUGUGCUGAAAACAACUUAACCUUUCAGACAAGUAAAAACUACAGUUGCUCGAGUUACCUGCAUUUUCAUUUGGUACAAGAAUAUUUCUAUUCCUGGCAAUCUUUAGUGAUAACGCAGAGUUGUUUCCCAAGAAAAUAAUUAUUAAAAUGGGUAAUAUAGAUGGAUUAUAUUAUAUACACACACAUACACACACUAAUUGGGGGGAAUUAGUUUUUUUUUACUGUGACAAAUAAACUAAUGUAUUAACAAGAUGUCGCAAUAUACUACAGACUAAAUCCAGCCCUUUGUUAUAUAUCUUCUCCAAAUGUGGAAUAGGUGAUCCAAAAUUAGCCAAACUGCAAUAUUGUGUAACACAAGAGCUAGUGAUCAGAGCAGAUGAAAGCUUACAUGGGCAGUCUUACUCAUUUCUCAUAUUUUUAAGAAAUGUAUUUGAAAAUAUUGUGUGCAAAAAAUGGUAUGAAAGCAUGCUCUAAAUUAUAAAUUCAGUGUACAAACUUACGUUCUAUGUAAUCCUGAGGGUGAUUUUUAAUAGAUCUUUGUUCCUCCAGUCUUCAUAGUAGGAGUAAAAUAUUUAUAUUUUACUCAUUUCCAGUGAUUGGUAACCAACAAGGAUAGCUCUAGUUAUUUUUUGACAACAUUGUGAAGCAGCUUCUGUUCACACGUACAGCUUCUUAAUCUGCAAAAUCCCUAUUUAUUGAACUUAUUUAUUAGAAAACUAAAUGUAAAGUAUGUAAAGUGUGGUUCUCUGUGUUCUUAUUCAGAAUUGGGCAUUAAUGGAAAAUUUAACAGCAUGUUUCAAUCACUGUAAUACUGUGUCUUCUAACAGAUCGUUUUUAUAAUAAACUCAGUUCUACCCUGGC